UAGUGUAGUAAGUCGGGGAGAGUUUUGACGCGGGCGCUUUCACGUGAGCCCUCCUGGGGCUGGAAACUAUUGUGCGGAGCCCAGUGAGAGAGUGGCAGCAAGCGGGGAAAGUGGCUGCCAUUGCGCGCAGCAGCCAGAGGCGGCGGUGCCGAGCUGGUGCUGGGAAAGAAACUGCACGGACAUCCUGGUUUGUACCACUUAAAGGAACAGCCAGAGAGUCGAGGGAGGGAAAGAGCGAGCGAGCGAGGGAGCAGCCAGCCAGCCAUAGACUCAGCCAGAUCGGUGCUUUCCCGGCUGUUUCCCGACAGAGGCGGAGCGCCCGUACGGCUCGAUAACCAUUUGCUCAGAAAUACGUGACUGAACGCCAAAGAAUUUGAAAGACUUCUGGAAGAACAAAUCUAGUUUCCACAAGAUCAAAUCUGUAUUAAAUGGCUGAUAAACAGAUCAGUUUACCUGCCAAGCUGAUCAAUGGAGGGAUAGCUGGGCUAAUUGGGGUCACCUGUGUAUUUCCUAUUGACCUGGCAAAAACUCGCCUACAGAAUCAGCAGAAUGGCCAGAGAAUGUACACAAGCAUGUCUGACUGCCUUAUCAAGACAAUCCGUUCCGAAGGGUAUUUUGGCAUGUACAGAGGGGCUGCAGUGAAUCUGACACUAGUGACUCCAGAAAAAGCCAUCAAACUAGCUGCCAAUGAUUUCUUCCGGCAUCAUCUGGCCAGAGAUGGGAAGAAGCUGACCCUGAUUAAGGAAAUGCUGGCUGGCUGUGGGGCAGGGACCUGCCAGGUGAUUGUCACCACUCCCAUGGAGAUGCUCAAAAUCCAGCUGCAGGAUGCAGGCCGAAUUGCUGCUCAGAAGAAGCUAAUGGCCGCACAAGCUCAGUUAAACCCUUCCACUGGUGCUGGGGCAGCAGAGUCUGUUGUGGAGACACGGACGACAGCAAUGCAAAUCACAAGGGACUUGCUUCGGAGCAAAGGCAUCGCAGGACUUUAUAAGGGACUUGGCGCUACGUUGCUAAGGGAUGUACCGUUUUCCAUUGUUUAUUUUCCAUUGUUUGCAAACCUGAACAAACUAGGGCAGACAACCCCGGAUGUCAAGGCUCCAUUCUAUGUGUCCUUCCUUGCUGGGUGCCUGGCUGGCAGCACAGCAGCUGUAGCAGUGAAUCCUUGUGAUGUAAUCAAGACAAGAUUGCAGUCCUUGCAGAGGGGGGUCAACGAGGACACAUACUCAGGGAUCAUAGACUGUGCCAGGAAAAUCUGGCGGAAUGAAGGUCCCACAGCCUUUUUGAAGGGGGCAUAUUGCAGAGCCCUGGUCAUCGCCCCACUCUUUGGUAUUGCACAAGUUGUGUAUUUCAUUGGGAUUGCUGAAUAUUUCCUAGACAUGCUUCCAAUGCGCCGGGAUUAACCCCUCACACCUCUCCCCAUCCAAUUGGAAUUCAUCAUAGUAUUCUUUGUCACCGUGCUAUCAGAGCAACAGCACAAGGAGUUAAAACAGUAAUGGGGGGGGGAAUGAAUGUUGUCUCCAAACCAAGUCCCCCCCCUCCAGUCAACAUGACCUCACCAUUAUGCCAGGGAAGAUACCUGAUUAUGCAUAUCUCCUUUCUAAUUAUCAAUCUCAAAAGACACUGGUUAGCACAGACUGUCUUACAGACCUGCUUUUUCUCCUCUUGGCUAGGGGAGAAUGACCAACAAAUCAAGAAAGAGCAAAGGACUUUCCUCCCCCAUCCCCACCCAUUCUUGGUUUCAGGCCUCUGGGGAAGCCAAGGGGCUGCUAUCCAUUAAAGGGAGGCCAGUUUGUCAUUCGAAAAGGCGGGUAAUUUCUGAAAUAAAAAUGUUUUGUUUUCAUGUAGGUCUCCUAAACAUCCCUCUCCUAAAUUAGCUGGACUGAAGUGAACUCUUUGGAUAUCAAAGAAGGAGGGGAAAGGGAAAGGCACAUUUUGUAUUUAGAAUUUGUGAAAGGGACUGCCUUCCUGAAUGAGUGUGCGCAGGUGAAAUGUCCUCCCUGCAGAUGUGCACUCAACUGCUAAGGAGCUGCAUCUGUGGAAACACAGUGCUGUCCAGUGUUGCGAACUAGCUGAGCCAUUGUGAUAGGGAAGAAAUGAAUGAUUUUGGGAUCAAUUUUUUUUAAAAAAAAAUCAUGCUGGAUUUAAAACAAAAAACCCCCCAACCCAGUAAUACAUUCCUUUCAAUCAGCCUAGUUGAUGCUGGUAAUGCUGCUGUUCCACCCAGUGUUUCAGUUGUCUGUGUUUUGACCUAUACCUGUAUUCCUUUCCUGUUUCCCUCUGGGAGCACAAAUAAUGCCAAAGGGUUACUUAGGGAAAGCUGAUCUCUGAUGUGGCUGUAAACACUGCAAAAUGCCAGAUGGCAUAGAAAGACUUAGCUUAGCUGAAAUCAGUGGAAAUAAUCUUGCACAUUUCUUGAGGUUCAGUUGCACCGAAGUCAAAGAAUUAUGCUAUAUUCACGCCAGUUCAGAUACUAGUUCCUUACUGGCCUGCAAUGAUAAUUUUUUAAGGGUGACAGCUAGUUUUCCUAUUCAGACCAAAACUGACAGCAGAAGGUGGCUUGUUAACCUCCACAGGUCUCUCCAUAUCUCUUAUGUUCUCUCUCAGAGAUAGAAGCCUGGUUUUCUUCUGUUUGUUUCAACAGUUACUCUUCCAUCAGAGCAAAGUAACCCAAGUAUCAAAAUCAAUGCUAAUUCUGGUAAUUUCCCCUUUAUUUCUAUUUCCUGCUUCUCAGGUGCUGACACAGUGCUGCCUGCAACAUUGCAGGGAAAUAUUUUAUAUUUUUUAAAAAAUCUGUUAAAGUUUUGCAAAUUCCUUUUUUUUUUUUGAGGGGGUGGGGCAGUCUGAUUUUGGAGGAUAGCGUGUUUAAGAGACAUUUCCCCCUCCUGCAACUUGGACUUUGUCUUCUUGUUGCUGCGCCUCAAUACUUCUUAUAUCCCAUUCCAAAGAAAUGAAAUGAAUUAGGUAUGCAGAUGGUGUGGCUAUUUACAUUUGCCCUUGGAGAUGUCUUAAAUGUUCCUAAUGCCCAUGUCACUGUUGGCUAGGGUAGCCAGACGCAGAAGAGGAAAGGAACUCUGCACCUUGAAUAGCUGCGUAGAAGAGGGAAGCAUCAGCGGAUGUUUCUUGUUAUGAAAGCUGCACCUGUUGUGACAUUCCCUCUUCUACACAAAUAUUAAAGGUACAGGAGCCCCUCUCUUGUCUUACAUCUGGCCCUCCUAUUGUUGGACCCUUUGAGUUAGCAGGGGGAGAUGUUUUAUUUAUUUUAAAAAUAUGGCACUUUUUUUUUUUACUUUUCCAUCGUAUGAAAACAAGGCCUGAAGAAUGUGGGGUUUUAAAGCAUGGUUUCCUUGCUUAUCUUGAAAAUUAAAUGUUAGAAUCAUUACGUUUUAGAAGACUGAUUGUCGGACUGAUGGUGCUGACUCACAAAAUAACAGAAAGAAAUUGCUGGAACUGGUUUAUAAUAGGAGCUGCAUCUAAUAAUUUAAUUUGCUUCAUUUCAUGCUGCUUUUUCAUCACUGUAAGCCCUUGUUUACUUUCACAUCUAAUCAUCAUUUAAAACUCUAUUGCAAUGUCUGUCUUGCUUAAAUGACCAAAUGCCGCUUUGAAAGAGGAGGCCUUAAAGGACUCGCUGCUGCUGCCGCCGCUGCCACCACAUGUCUGAGCCCACCAUAAGACUACAGAUUCUCUGUCAAGGCCUGGAACAUCUGCACUGAUGUGCUUUGGUAUUUCUGAAGUAGAAAUCAAACAAUGAUUUAGUGUUUUAAGAAGCACAAUCUUCAGGAUUAGUUUUUUGCACUUUAAAAAGAAAGAGCAGCGGGGACCUCAUUUUAAAGCAACCCCUUGCAAGAAAACUUUUUUUAACAAUACUUUUGUCACAUGAAGAAAAACUGAAGUGGUACCCAAAAUGUAAUCUAAUGGUGUGUGAGAGAUUUUAUGGUUUGAAGCUUUAUUUUAAUGACAGGUGAACCUUUGUCCAGGUGAAAACAAGGGUUUAUGUAAAAAUACUGAUAAAAAGAAAAUAUCUGUGCCUAAAUAAAACAGGCUCCAGUUAGCAAUGCUACCACUAAGGCAGCUGCUGCUUGCUUGCCAGGAGAUUUUCCUGCUGAGAUGUGGCUCAGCACUGUUGCUAGUAAAGGGAAAAGGCACUACUUGUUUUUUGCAUGAAUACUCCUAAGCCCCAAUUUUAGUGUAGCAUGACCAAGCUAAUAAAGCAGAGUGGUGUUGUUUUCCAGUCCUUCAUACUAGCUGUCAAUUGAAAUGUUUAAUGCUGGCAUUCUUAUUGCUGCAAACUUAGAAUAUGUCCACAUUUCAGACACACAUCGUUCAAACAUGUUGAAUUAAACAUUUAAAAUGUUUGUGGUGCUUCAGCAGUGUAGAUAAAGCUUUAUUACGUUUCAUAUUAAAUUUUAUUGUGAGUUUUCAACAUAAGAUAACAAUAAAAAACCAAACUAAUCUAAAGAAAGAUAAUGAUAAACAAGACAGGAAGCAGAAAUAAAGAAAAGAGGGGGGCACUAUAUGUAUAUAUAAAACCAAGCCCUCUGUCACGAUUAUAUCUUGAUCCUUAUUCCACAUACAGAAGAGUUAACCCUCCCAGCUCUCACCUUAGAGCUUUCCCCUCUUUGAUCAGCUUCACAUCCUGAGGAAACCUCUCUGGCCUGCAUCUCAUGCACGUCCCUUCUAGAGAAAGCUCUAAGAGGCCCUUGUGUUUUCAUGGAACCACACUUCACUGGGUUCCUACUGAAGUUCCUACAGAAGCUGUGAAUCAUUUGAAUUUUUUGAUGUGGAGAUAGCCUAAAAUCAUUGCUUCCUAAGCUUUCUGGCUCCUAAGGACUUAUUGGCCAACAUGUCCACAGUCCACAUUAAGAAAGGAAGAAAGAAAAAAAAUAUAAUGAGGUCAUUUCAGGCAUAUCUGUGAGUGGUGGAAGUCUGCAAUUCAGUUCUUGCUCCUAUAGAUUAGGGCUUUCAAGCAGAAGGUCCAGAGGCCUUAUGGGUCCUCUGAGGUCCAAGGAAUCCUAUUUUAGUCCAGAGCUAAUUUGAGUUUGAUAGUGUAGAUAGUGAUCCUUCAGGUGUAGGGAGGUCUGUAUUACAAUCUCCAACACUUAUGCCAUAAACACAGACCUAUCAAGCUCUGUGCAUGCCCUUCUAUUCUGAGUAAAUUUGGAGUAAUGCUUAGAUGUGUACUUGCAAUCACCAGUGUGAAUUAUAGUACCCAUUCUAAUCAUAAUCGUGCACUGAAAUAAUAAAACCCAUAUUUUAGUCUCUCUUAACUACACUUUUGUACUAGUAAUAAGGCUGGUUAAAGUCUGCUAAGGGGUAACAAGUAUCUUAGCCAUUCCAUGCUAACUGGGAAGCAAGCGGCUUUUGAGGACAAUAGCCCAUGCUUUAAGUAGGGAAUAGUGGCACCAAUCUGUGUCGGCGGUAAAAAGUUACAAGUUUUCAGUUCAUCAGAGUUCAAGGAAGCUCUAGAGACCAAAUGGUACAAAUAUCCUUCAAGAAAAAAAAUGAAAUGCUGAGCUCUUCAGUUUUAAAAAUGCCAGCCCUUCUAAAUCAAAAUGGGUACCUGGAAUGCAGUUGAGGAUCCUGAGGUCUACAUCUCAUGAUUCUCAAAUAUGCCAGUGAGGGAGAAUGUGCAUGACUUUUUUAUUAUAGAAAAAAACUGUUAUGUGGUUACUUUUCUGAGUCAUUCCGUUGUGAAACUCCCCCCAACCCGUCCUAUGAAUGUUGCCCCCUGAGUGUUUAGCUAUGACUUAAAAUAAAUUUUGUUUUGGAUUGUUUCUUAGCAUAUGGUUAAAUAGAAAUUUUGCUGUAUGAGAAUGACUGGGAAUGUUGCAGUGCUGACAUUCUCUUUUCACGUGAUUGUAUAAACUCAUGUGAACAUGCAGUCUUCACUCAGGCAUGUUUCAGCCAAAAAUAAUGUCUGAGGCAAGAGUGCUGUGCAAAGUCCGGUGUGAGGUAAAAACAAGCAAACCAGAGUUUAAUUCUACUGUGUUUGUUUGUGUGUGUGUGUGUGUGUGUGUGUGUGUGUGUGUGUGUGUAAAACAGAUUUUUAUUUUCUUGAACUUAAUUUAUCAUUAAAAUCAAUUUUUAAACACCAUACUAAAUUAAGCAGGUAACCUAAUAAAAUGAAUUAAAAAAAACCCAACUGUGUCUGGCUUGCCUGUUAUAUGUAUCUUACCCUUUGAGAUUCUCAAUAGAGCAACCAGAUACUGUAAAAAUGUGUUGGUUUUUUAUUUACGCAAUUGAUUAUAAUGAACUAAUCAUUGCAACAUGACUAGUAUCGGGUCUUAGGGAAGGAGUAAACAAUCAACACAAGCUUCCUCAUGUUAGAAACUGUGAUCUCAGAAGUUUUUGCCAAUCACUGGACUUUUAAUAGGUAACAAUUUGACAGAAAUGCCGUCCUCUCAUGAAGUUUGUUUACUUUGGGCUAUUCCUAGGCAUAUGCUGCUUCUAAAAGGCUCCCUAUUUUUCACUCCCAUUUAUAGGUCUCAUUUUAAAAGUUAACUUCACAAGGUUGCAUCUUAAAUGCUAACUAAUAACCCUUCAGGCUACCAAGUGUAUGUCUAGGAUGUUGAAUAUGUGUUCACACACUUCCACUAGAAUUGGCUGUCCUUUCUACUUUAAAUAUGUUUUACUCUAUAAAAAUAACAUAAUCAUCAGGAAGAACUUUCUGACAGCAAGAACUGUUUGACACUGCAGCCGACGCCAACAAGAGGAGGUGGACUCUCCUUCAUUGGAGGUUUUUAAGCAGAGGUUGGAUGGCCAUCUGUCAUGGAUGCUUUAGUUGAGACCCCUGCAUUGCAGGGGGUUGGACUAGAUGACCCUCAGGGUCAUUUCCAACUACAGUUCUAUAAUUCUAUGUUAAUUGGCUUUCUUUCUAAGUAACCCAAGUCCCUUUUUUGUGUGUGUUGAUGCUUGGAUUUAUGGAAGCAGGUAAACUCCAGCUGGCUUCUAUUCCUGCCACUGAGAUGAUUCAUGAAUAGUACAAGCACUGCUUGUAUCUUGCUGUCUAAAUCCUAGGCAGAGAACGAUAGAGUUUAUCACUGUCUUGAACAUUGUCCUCUUUUAAAAUUAGCUGAUGUAACCAUGAAGUAGAAUUCUGGCCAUUCUUGUGUUGCAUUAUUCCAUCUAGUUUAUAUUUAAGGAUGAUAUAUAGUGGACUUCUGGAAGCACUUUCACACAGAAAGAUGGGAGAACUUUCAGAAGACAACAUAUGAAAUGAGAAAAUGCCACAUUGCCCAUUUUCCAAUGGAAAUAGCUGUGUGAACUGGUGCUUUGAAGCUUAGCAUUCUUCCAUUACGUUUAGAACAAAGUCUAAGGAUCCUUCCCUCAUUAGGGUUCCAUCUGUCACACUAGAACCAUCAAAGUUGCUCGAUGCCCAGUCAAUGUUCCCUGCAUAUUAAAAUAUUGUGCUUUCACAUCCAGUCUGUG
Messenger RNA from Podarcis raffonei (Aeolian wall lizard), 7422 nucleotides. It is a transcript of the gene SLC25A22, whose product is annotated as solute carrier family 25 member 22. The record is from RefSeq and is a predicted model, not a curated record. The coding region runs from base 429 to 1397 and encodes 322 amino acids. Gene Ontology annotation, molecular function: L-aspartate transmembrane transporter activity; L-glutamate transmembrane transporter activity. Lineage: Eukaryota; Metazoa; Chordata; Lepidosauria; Squamata; Lacertidae. Gene Ontology annotation, biological process: aspartate transmembrane transport; malate-aspartate shuttle; L-glutamate transmembrane transport. The transcript has 10 exons.